CAGCGCACGGGCAUUGUGGGAUACUGCAGAGGGUGCCUGUUGUCGUUGUUGUUUGAGCGUGUACGGCCGAAUAUUCACUGCCGAUUAAUUACCAUCAGAUUGUCAUUUGUGCCACUUUGUUUUCUUAUUUAUUUUAAUGUCUUAGGUUCGCGAAAACGUCGUGGAAAGUUGGAUCGGGAAAAUAAAAUUAUUCCCCUUUAAAAACGCUUAUAAUAUUUCAAACGAUGGCUACAGACGUGAUUCAAGUGACCAAUGUUUCGCCGAGCGCGACCUCCGAGCAGAUGAAAACUCUGUUCGGAUUUUUGGGCAAAAUCGAGGAGUUGCGUCUCUUCCCUUCAGAUGAAUCACCAUUACCAGUGACGUCUCGCGUGUGUUUCGUAAAGUUUCAUGAUCCUGACGCUGUGGGAGUAGCGCAGCAUUUGACAAACACGGUCUUCAUUGACAGAGCAUUGAUAGUUGUACCUUACACAGAAGGAGUCAUUCCUGAUGAAUCUAAGGCUUUGUCUCUGUUGGCACCAGCUAAUGCAGUGGCAGGUUUGCUGCCCGGAGGUGGACUUUUGCCCACACCAAAUCCUCUUACGUCACUCAGCGGUGUUCCUUUGGCUGCUACUCUUGGGAAUGUUAAUCCUGGCUUGGACCCUGCCCUUGCUGCACUUGGAUUGCCAGGAGCAAAUUUAAAUUCACAGGUCACAGCAGAUCAGCUUUUAAAACUCAUCACUCAAGUUGAUCCAAAGCUAAACCAUACUGCUGGUGCCAUUGUAAGCCCAGCCCUGAAAUCUGAUACCUCUUCCAAAGACAUAGAAGAAGCAAUGAAAAGGGUUAAAGAAGCACAGUCAUUGAUUUCAGCUGCUAUAGAAACAGAAAAAAAAGAUGACAAAAGGAAACAUUCUAGAUCGAGGUCUCGUUCACGCAGGCGACGGUCUCGUUCCCGUUCAAGGCAUAGGCGUUCCAGGAGUAGGUCUAGAAGGCGUUCACAUUCAAAGUCUAGAAGCAGGCGGCGAUCACGAAGUCCAAGACGAAGGAGGUCACGCUCAAGGGAGCGGAGGAGGUCUAGGAGUAUAUCAAAGCCAAGGGAAAAAAAGAAGGAAGAGAAGAAAAGAUCCAAAACACCACCUAAAAGCUACAGCACAGCCAGGCGGUCUCGCAGCCCCAGUAGAGACAGAGAACGAGAGCGAGAAAGAGAACGGAGACGUAGAAGAAGUAGAUCUAUUUCAAGGUCUCCAAAGAAAUCAAGAUCGCCUAAACGUAAACUUUCACGGUCACCAUCUCCUCGAAGGCAUAAGAAAGAAAAGAAGAAGGACAAAGACAGAGACCGGAGCAGGGAAGUAGAGGAGAGGGAGAGGUCAUCAAGCAAAAAGAAAAAGAGCAAGGAUAAAGAGCGGGAGAAAGAAAAGGAAAAAAAGGCAGAAGGUGAAAAGGGUGAUGUGAAGGUGACAAGAGAUUAUGAUGAAGAGGAGCAAGGAUAUGACAGUGAAAAAGAAAAAAAGGAAGAACAGCGAGUUUCAGAAUCUGGGACAUCCCCAAAGCUGAAAGAGUUAGCACAAGAAACUGACAAGGGAAGUACAGAUAUAGUGAAAGAGUCAAAAGUCAAUGGUGAUGAUCAUCAUGAAGAAGAUAUGGACAUGAGUGAAUAAAUUUAGUGUAACCUGAUUUAUAUUCCUAAUGUGAAGUGAUUAUUUUUAGCAGUGCUUUCUCUCAGAAUUGAAGUGUCGCCCUUCUAUUAUAUUUUCUACAGUUACAGAAAGUGGUGACAUUGGCACCUGCCUUGCCACAGUUUGUGAAAGAGGUGUACAGAUAACUUGGUUCAGGAAGUGAACUGCACUUCUUAUAGCAUCAGAUUGGUGUGCCAGUAAGAAGCUUUUUUUCUGAAAUGUAUGCAGGGAUCUCCUUUGACAAGAGUAGGAACCUCAGAAAUGUGUAAUUUUUGUUUAAAGAGACUCAAUCAAUAUUGAUGUAGAUAGUUAUAUAUCCUAUGAACCUUGUGACUGUAGAUUUGAGUUCCAGUAGUUAACUGUUUAUUUGCUUUUAAUUAUAAGUGACUGUCUGCUUUUUGUAUGUACCUUUACUAAAUAAAGUUCUUUGGUAUUCCCUGCUCUUCAACUUAUCACUUGUAUCACCCAUUGUUCACAAAAGAUGGCAUUUGCCCAACUUGAUUUAUUGUGCAACGUCUUGUGAAGAAAAAUAAGCUUUCUUUAUCUUGAUGCUGACAGGUCUACCAGGUUAGCAAUUUUGCCUGCAGUAUGUGCUGUUGUCUUGUACAGUUUAUGAGAACAAUUUCUGUUUUACAUGGUAGCUUUCAUAAUAAAAGCUGUUUUAAAGCCUGGGUUUGA
Molecule: messenger RNA, 2330 nt
Organism: Mobula hypostoma (lesser devil ray)
Lineage: Eukaryota; Metazoa; Chordata; Chondrichthyes; Myliobatiformes; Myliobatidae
Gene: srsf11
Product: serine and arginine rich splicing factor 11
Exons: 12
Coding region: 225-1634 (469 amino acids)
Biological process (GO): RNA splicing
Cellular component (GO): nucleoplasm
Molecular function (GO): RNA binding
Source: RefSeq, a predicted model, not a curated record